Messenger RNA from Rhodamnia argentea, 1652 nucleotides. RefSeq names its product serine carboxypeptidase-like 33. Gene Ontology annotation, biological process: proteolysis. Gene Ontology annotation, molecular function: serine-type carboxypeptidase activity. The record is from RefSeq and is a predicted model, not a curated record. Gene Ontology annotation, cellular component: vacuole. NCBI's taxonomy places the organism in Eukaryota, Viridiplantae, Streptophyta, Magnoliopsida, Myrtales, Myrtaceae. The transcript has 9 exons. Bases 32 to 1621 code for a protein of 529 amino acids.
AGCAUCGUCUCUCUCUCGCUCAAUUAUUUAAAUGGGGUCUCAGGGGACCCUGCUGGUCCAUCCUCAGCUUUUCCUGGGAACAAGAGAGAUGGCAUCGCCUCUACCCUCAAUCAAUGCCCUCACUCUCUCUCUCUUAUCCAUCCACCUCCUAGUCUUCCUGAGCCGCCCCUUGACCACCACCUGCAUUAAAUCGCCCCCGGAAACAGAGCAACGACCCCGGACAUUCUCAUUCUCCCCAGAGGAGGAGCAAUCUCAGGACCAGGAAUCAGACAGGGUCAUAAAUCUCCCGGGACAGCCCUCAACCCCCUCCUCAUUCUCUCACUUCUCAGGCUACAUCACAGUCAAUGAAGCCCAUGGGAGGGCCCUCUUCUACUGGUUCUUUGAGGCCCAGGCUCAACCUUCACAGAGACCUCUUGUGCUCUGGCUCAAUGGAGGUCCUGGCUGUUCAUCGAUUGGGUAUGGUGCUGCUGUGGAAUUGGGGCCCCUCAGAGUGGGCACCAAUGGGACUGACCUUGUGUACAACGAGUUCGCUUGGAAUCAAGAAGCAAAUCUGCUGUUUGUGGAGUCACCAGUUGGAGUUGGGUUCUCUUACACCAACACAUCCUCUGAUCUGUCCAUCAUAGAUGAUGCCUUUGUCGCUGAAGAUGCAUACAGCUUCAUAGCGAAUUGGCUUCAAAAGUUCCCACAGUUCAAAACCCAUGAUUUCUUCCUUGCUGGAGAGAGCUAUGCUGGUCACUACGUUCCUCAGCUAGCUGAGCUAAUCCAUGACAGAAAUGAAGACACAGCUAAAUACACACCAAUCAACCUCAAAGGCUUCAUUGUGGGGAAUCCAGAGACGAAUGACUACUAUGACAACAAGGGCCUGCUCGAGUAUGCAUGGAGCCACGCCGUCAUCUCGGACCAGCUCUACGAUAAAUGCGAGCAAGUCUGCGACUUCAAAGUCCCCGACUGGUCUAGCGAGUGCAACGAGGCCAUGGGCUCCGUGUUCCGCAGCUACCUUCAAGAGAUCGACAUCUACAACAUCUACGCCCCGAGAUGCCUCCUCAACUCCUCCUCCACAUCUUCUUCUCCGUCUCAAACAGCCGGAAGCCGCUUCUUCGAGUCGUUCACCGAGGUGAAUGGACAUGGUCUGAGGAGGACGAGAAUCCCAGGAGGGUAUGAUCCAUGUUACUCGCAGAAUGCGGAGAUGUACUUCAACAGGCAAGAUGUUCAAUCUUCUCUCCAUGUCAGAAGAACAGACAACUCCAACUUCAAAUGGAAGGUCUGCAACAAUUCCAUGUUGAAUACGUAUAACGACACGGUGUUCUCAGUACUGCCUAUCUACACCAAACUCAUCAAGGGUGGGCUCAAAAUCUGGGUGUACAGCGGCGACGCGGACGGUAGAGUGCCGGUGAUCGGGACGAGGUACUGCGUGGAAGCUCUGGGACUAUCUAUUAAAUCUCCUUGGCGUUCUUGGUACCAUGACCAUCAGGUAGGAGGGAGGAUAGUGGAAUAUGAAGGAGGAUUGGCACUAUUGACAGUGAGAGGGGCAGGUCACCUGGUGCCUCUGAACAAGCCCAGUGAAGCUCUGGCUCUCUUUCAUUCUUUCUUGACCGGUCAAGAUCUCCCCAAGCAGAGAUGAAUUAUUAUUUUUCACAUGUUUAGAAAGGAAG